AUGGCGCUCCGACAAGCUGCCACGGCAGCCCUUGCCGGUCUAGCUUCAACCGCAAGGGCAUUGUACGUCAAUGGCUCGGUUAUAGCUCCAUGCGACUCGCCGCUCUACUGCCAGGGCGAAAUUCUCAAGGCCAUUGAACUGGCCAAGCCGUUUGCUGAUUCCAAGACAUUUGUUGAUAUGCCAACAAUCAAGCCCGUGGACGAGGUGAUUGCGGCGUUCAACAAGUUAACCCAGCCUAUCUCCAACAAUUCGGAACUCAACGCAUUCCUAGCGGAGAACUUCGCCCCGGCCGGCGGUGAGCUGGAGGAGGUCCCUAAGAGUGAGCUCGACACAGACCCAAUCUUCCUCGACAAGAUUCAGGACAGCACCAUCAAGGAAUUCGUCAGCAAGGUGAUCGACAUCUGGCCCGAUUUGACUCGUCGCUAUGCCGGCUCGGGAGAAUGCUCCCAGUGCGCGAACAGCUUUAUCCCGGUGAACCGCACUUUCGUUGUGGCUGGAGGCCGCUUUCGUGAGCCUUACUACUGGGAUUCGUACUGGAUCACCGAGGGCCUGCUGCGUACCCGCGGUGCCUUUACCCAGAUUACCAAGAACAUCAUUGAGAACUUCCUGGACUUUGUCGGCACCAUCGGUUUCAUCCCCAACGGCGCCCGGCUCUACUACCUGAAUAGGUCUCAACCACCGCUCCUGUCACUGAUGGUCAAGACGUAUAUCGAGCACACCAACGACACGAGCAUCCUGGACCGGGCGCUGCCUCUUCUGAUUAAGGAGCACGAGUUCUUCACAAAGAACCGGAGCAUCUCGGUUACUGCCCAGGACGGCAAGAAGUAUACCCUCAACAGGUAUAAUGUUGCCAACAACCAACCCCGUCCCGAGUCGUAUCGAGAGGACUACAUUACCGCCAACAAUCAAUCCUACUAUGCGUCGUCCGGCAUCAUCUACCCAGUCCACCAACCGCUGAACGAGACAGAGAAGGAAACACUGUACUCCAAUUUGGCGACCGGCGCAGAGUCUGGUGUGGACUACACUGUUCGAUGGCUAGUCAACCCUAACGAUGCCGCGCGGGAUGUCUACUUCCCACUUCGUUCACUCAAUGUCCGCGAUAUGGUGCCUGUCGAUCUCAACGCAAUCCUAUACCAGACGGAGACCAUCAUUUCUGAGUACCUCGAGCGUGCUGGCAACUUGUCCGAAUCUAAGCGGUUCGCGAACGCCGCCGAGCAGCGCAGCGAGGCCAUGUAUGCGCUCAUGUGGAAUGUCACCCACUGGUCCUACUUCGACUACAACCUGACCAGCAACUCGCAACACAUCUUCGUCCCUGCUGAUGAAGACACUACUCCUGCUGACCAGACCGACGCCCCCCCAGGCUAUCAAGUCCUCUUUGACAUUGGCCAGCUUUACCCCUUCUGGACCGGCGCCGCACCUCUUUCGCUCAAGGGCAACCCCCUGGCGGUACAGCUCGCCUACUCUCGUGUGGCCCGCAUGCUCGACACCAACCCGGGCGCCAUUCCCGCUAGCAACUUCCGCACGGGGCAGCAAUGGGACCAGCCGAAUGUCUGGCCGCCACUGAACCAUGUUCUGAUGAAAGGCCUCCUCAACACACCCCCCACCUUUGGUAAGUCCGACCCGGCCUACCAGGGUACCCAGGCGCUUGCUCUCCGCAUCGCCCAGCACUACCUCGACUCAACCUUUUGUACGUGGUACGCCACGGGUGGAUCGACCUCAGACAUGCCGCAGCUGGAGGGCGUCGAGCCUGGCGCUACGGGUAUUAUGUUUGAAAAGUAUGCCGACAACGCGACCAACGUUGCGGGUGGCGGCGGCGAAUAUGAGGUUGUGGAAGGUUUUGGGUGGACGAAUGGAGUCUUGAUCUGGGCCGUGGAUACGUUUGGAAACCAACUGAAGAAGCCGAACUGUGGUAACAUCACGGCGGCGCAUUCUUCCAAGCGGAGCCUGUCGCAGAACGGUGGGAGCAGUAAUAGUAACGGCGGGUUUGGCAAGCGGGCUGUGGAGCUCGACCCGUGGGAUGCUGCGUGGACUAAGAUGUUUGGGCGGAGUAAGCUAAAGAAGAGGGAGGAUGUCCAGAAGCGGUGGAUGAGUUGA
Molecule: messenger RNA, 2094 nt
Organism: Dichotomopilus funicola
Lineage: Eukaryota; Fungi; Ascomycota; Sordariomycetes; Sordariales; Chaetomiaceae
Product: glycoside hydrolase
Exons: 3
Coding region: 1-2094 (697 amino acids)
Biological process (GO): trehalose catabolic process
Molecular function (GO): alpha,alpha-trehalase activity
Source: RefSeq, a predicted model, not a curated record